Messenger RNA from Scutellospora calospora, 1043 nucleotides. The record is from the annotation of a GenBank genome assembly. Lineage: Eukaryota; Fungi; Glomeromycota; Glomeromycetes; Diversisporales; Gigasporaceae.
UGUUGAAAAAACUCGAAGAUAUCUCCAGAAAGAAGGGUUUGCUGGAAGAGUAGAAGGUGAUGUGUUGGAAGUUUUUGAGGGAGUACGUAAAAAUGUUGCGUCGGAACUGAGAGAGAUAGUUCAAAAACCUAUUACGCCUUUUCUACCGAAAAAACGUGCGCGUGAUAUGCAAGAAAGAGAACUUGAUGUCACGAAUGAAUAUUUGAUGAAUUCAGUGACCGAUGCUUCCGAUAUUUUCGAAAAAGUAACUUUUCCGUCAUACUAUAACAAACUUAAAACUAUCUGGAAAAAUCAAGAUUCUGAGUCAAAUUUUUACGUACUCGAUUUAGGGGAUGAAGACUCAUGGAAACAGAUAUAUAGUGUUUUGGAUGAGGGUGAAUUGGAUUCGUUGCAUGAAAGGUUAACAUUGGAAGAUGAAGAAAAAUUCAUAAGUGAAAAGACGCAAGAGUAUUUAGCGUUUUUUGAUGAUAUUGUACCCGCUCAAUCGAAGGGAGACGAAGCAGUUGAUAGUUAUCUUGUGGAUGAUGAUGAUUACAAGACUAUAGAAAAAAAUAGUGAAGUGGAGAAAAUAGUACAUCAAUUGGGCAGUGUAUCCGAAAAAUAUCACUAUUUAUCCAACUUCUUUCCUAUGCCGGCGGACUAUGAUCAACCCAAAAUGCCUGAUUUAUUUAUUGUCAAGAAUAUCUCCAACCAUUUUGACAUCAUCACAAAAAUGAAUGGUGCCAUGAAUAAAACUCCUGAGCGGACAUGGACGGCCCAUGUAUUAGCAUACAUUUUUUUUAUCACUUGUUGUUUUAUUGACUCGUCGCAGUAUUUUUCAUGUGAAAGAGACAUAUCUACAAAGAUUGAUAUUCAAGAUUAUGGUUAUAAAGCCGAUGGUGUAUUAGAGCUUUUCGAGCGACCCAAACAAAUUCCAUUGUUUUUGCUUGAAGUGUCGGAAGGGCCUAAUAACCCGGAUCCAGACAAGAUUAAUGAUGAUAGGCGUAAAUUAUUGAAUGAGGGAGUCUUUGGCCUUAAUAAACUUAUGUUAAGUCCACGAGCAA